This is a messenger RNA of Arctia plantaginis, 957 nucleotides long. The record is from the annotation of a GenBank genome assembly. NCBI's taxonomy places the organism in Eukaryota, Metazoa, Arthropoda, Insecta, Lepidoptera, Erebidae.
AUGUUGCUAUCUGUAGUUGGAACUACAAAAUCUCAUCGGUCAGUUGUGUCGUCGCCCGCGCAUUGUGUAGUUGUGUGCUGGACCGUCAAAGCCGUUAAGAACAAAAUGGAAUCUCGAUGCAGAAAAAUUUCAAGUAUGGUUCUUGAUGAUCAAGCCAAUAGGCAGACCGAGGCUACUGAUAAGCCUCAGACUCCUGAGUGUUUAGAAAACACCCGUGUUAGUGAAAAUGAUCACAAUACGACAAUAACUACUCCAAACGUUAAUUCAUUGAAGGAUUCGUCGAAGAGAACAAUGGUUGAAAAAUGGAUAGAUUGUAAUGACUUUGAAAAUCAGGAUCCUAUUCUGUUAAACAGUGAGACUUCAGAAGCAGUAAAUACACCCAUGAUAACUGCAUCGGAUACAAAUGAUAUUAUGGUUGAGAAAUGCAUAGACAGCAACGACUAUAAAAUUCAUAAUCCUAUAUUAGUGGAUAUUUCGGAUGGAGUAAACCCACCCAUUAUAAAAAUAACCUCAGGUAAUAAGGCUUCUGAUUCCUCAAAUAAUGGAGAUUUUUCACCAUCGGAAGGUUCAGAAUAUAAGCCUCCAAGUCGUGCGAGAGAGAUUGAACGUAACACUAGAUCUUCCCAACCUAGAAACUUGACCAGUUCUUCUAGUACCAGCAGCAGCUCAUCCAGUUCCAGCAGUAGCUCUUCUAGUUCCUGCACCAGUUCUCCUCAGCCUAAUAUGGUUGACUUGGAAAAUAAUGAAUGUAAUAUUAAAACAGAACCAACUUUCCGCGUUACAAAUAUCAACGAUGAUACAACAUUAUGCUUUUUCUGGCAUGAAGGUCUCGCAAAACGUGGAGCUAAUGAGAUAGGAACGUGCGUCUACAAGUUUUUGGAAGAACUAAGUUAUAAACAACCUGAUAAAGAUAUCAUAUUUUAUUCUGAUAAUUGCUGCGGGCAGCAAAAAGAAUAA